Messenger RNA from Protopolystoma xenopodis, 396 nucleotides. NCBI's taxonomy places the organism in Eukaryota, Metazoa, Platyhelminthes, Monogenea, Polystomatidea, Polystomatidae. The record is from the annotation of a GenBank genome assembly.
CAGCGUCAUCAACAACACCACCAACAGCAACAGAGCACUGGCCCUACCACCAGAACUAGUACCAGCCUCACCAUAACCUUUACCACCAACCGCACUGCCUCGUCCAGACCGCCAAAGCCCAACAACCCUGAUAUGUUUUUAAUCACACUCUUCUCUUCCGAUUUACUCCUCCUGCAGGCUUUGUCCUUAGAAUCACACGAGCCACAGCCACUUGUUGUCGUCUCUUCUGGUCAUCGUCAUUCUCAUGUUACUAAUCCCAUUUGGGAGAACAUAUUCUAUUUUGGGAUUUCUGCAAAUUCUGUGCAAUUUGUGUCAUCCAUUCCCAAUUUUUUCUCUGAAUGCAAGGGUUUACAUAAUAGCUUCAAGAAUAUGCAAUUAGCUUUCCUCCUGUCCUGA